Molecule: messenger RNA, 1602 nt
Organism: Dermatophagoides farinae (American house dust mite)
Lineage: Eukaryota; Metazoa; Arthropoda; Arachnida; Sarcoptiformes; Pyroglyphidae
Gene: Uba5
Product: Ubiquitin-like activating enzyme 5
Biological process (GO): protein ufmylation
Cellular component (GO): cytosol; cytoplasm
Molecular function (GO): UFM1 activating enzyme activity
Source: RefSeq, a predicted model, not a curated record
UAUAUACAUUGUGGAUCCGUAUAACAUCUGCUCUCCAAUGAUGAUCAUGAUUAUAAGGAUUCGGCGCUGUUCAUAAUUUUAACAUGACACGAGGCAAUUGAUCAACUUAUUGCCACAUUGCAUUUAUAUUCAACGACAAUCAAAAACAAAUUACAUUCCAAAUUAUCGACCAAACAAACAAACUAAAAAAAUGGCCAAUACAAUUGAAAAACUUCAAGAACAAAUACGAUCAUUGGAACAACAGAUUGAAAUAUUAAAAUGUUCAAAACAAACAAAUGUUGUUCCUGCUGUUGUUGGCCGUGAAAAAAUUGAACAAAUGAGCGAUAUUGUUGUCGAUUCAAAUCCAUAUAGUCGUUUAAUGGCAUUGAAACGAAUGGGUAUCGUUCGUAAUUAUGAGGAAAUUCGUCAAUUUACCAUCGCAAUUGUUGGUGUUGGUGGUGUUGGUAGUGUUACAGCCGAAAUGCUUACUCGUUGUGGUAUUGGUAAAUUAAUAUUAUUCGAUUAUGAUAAAGUUGAAUUGGCCAAUAUGAAUCGAUUGUUUUUUCAACCAAAUCAAUCUGGUCAAUGUAAAGUGGAUGCUGCACGUGAAACAUUACAAUUUAUUAAUCCUGAUGUUGAGAUUGAUACAAAUAAUUAUAAUAUUACCACGGUGGAUAAUUUCGAUCAUUUUAUGCAAACAUUACGUACUGGUAGCAUACGAAAUGAUCGAGUAGAUUUAGUAUUAAGCUGUGUGGAUAAUUUCGAAGCACGAAUGGCAAUAAAUACAGCAUGUAAUGAAUUACAGCAAACAUGGUUUGAAUCCGGUGUUUCUGAAAAUGCUGUUUCCGGCCACAUACAAUAUAUUGAACCAGGUGUUACCGCGUGUUUUGCUUGUGCUCCACCAUUGGUUGUUGCAUCAAAUAUCGAUGAAAGAACAUUGAAAAAAGAAGGUGUAUGUGCUGCUAGCCUACCAACAACUAUGGGUAUUGUUGCCGGUCUUUUAGUACAGAAUGCCCUUAAAUAUUUACUAAAAUUUGGUGAUGUAUCCCAUUAUCUUGGCUAUAAUGCAUUGAAUGAUUUUUUCCCACUAAUGUCAAUGAAACCAAAUCCAAAUUGUGAUGAUUCAUAUUGUUGUCGUCGACAAAAAGAAUAUCUAAUUCAACUACGUAAUCAUCAACCAUCGGAACAAUCGAAAAUUGAAGACGCAGACAACAUUAUUGAACAUGAAGAUAAUGAAUGGAAUAUUUCGGUAGUGGAUGAAUCUACCACUGUCGAAUCAUCUGAUCAUGUAGCAGUAGCCAAAGGUAUUCGAUAUGCGUAUGAAAAACCCACAACAACAAAUGAAAAAGAAUCAACGACCAAUCAAUCAUCAAAUAAUGAUAAUGUUUCAUUGGAAGAUCUUAUGAAACAAAUGAAAAAUCUUUGAGAAACGAAUUUUUUAUUAUUUUUUUUCACUGGUUUCCAAAAAUAUUUCUACACCUUUUUCCCAAAGAAUAAAGAAAAUUAUUUUGACCCUUUGAUUUUUUUUUUGGUUUUGAAAUGUUUGAAUAUUUUUUUUUGCCGAGAAAAUCAUUUAAUCUAGCUCACUCUGACGACGAUAAAGAUAAAUAUAUUUUUCUUUUC